This is a messenger RNA of Trypanosoma theileri, 5271 nucleotides long. RefSeq lists its product as uncharacterized. The record is from RefSeq and is a predicted model, not a curated record. The transcript has a single exon. Lineage: Eukaryota; Euglenozoa; Kinetoplastea; Trypanosomatida; Trypanosomatidae. The coding region runs from base 1 to 5271 and encodes 1756 amino acids.
AUGCUCCUCCGCUUUGGCAGACUCUCGCUGGGCAUCACCGCAGCCGCCGUUGUGGUGGUCGCCCCCAUCGGCAGUCGUGCGUACCUCCUCCGUGGGACAGCCCAUCCACUCGCACCCAAGCGACGAGUAAAGCCGGUGGUGUCCUCCUCCUCUUCCACUUCAGGAGGGAAAGGGGCGGAAGAGUCCAUGGAUCCUGCGAAGCCGCAACCGAAAAGAAAAAGAAAUAAGGAGACUCAGAAUCCGGCGGAGUCUAAGAAACCACAAGGUGGUCGUAACGUUUUAUCACAGAUGAAUAAAGGAAUUUCACAUUCAAUACCUACUGGGAAAGAUAAAGAAGAAGGGAUAGAAGUAAAUAAGACGGAAGCGUUUAAAAAAGUAGAAAGUGUUAACCAUGAAACAACAGGGCCAUUGAGAAUUGAUCUUAUGCGUGUUGUAGAAGAGUGGAGAGCAGCUUGUACAACUGAACCAUUGGUUGAAACAGAAAGUAAAGAUGUACAAGAAGAUGGUAAAAAUGUUAUAUCGUCUGGUAAUGGAACUAUUAACUCAAAAGGAACGACACCAACUACGACGACAACAACAACAACAACAACAACAACAACAAUAACUAUGCCAUCAUCUACAUCUACAUCAACAAGUACUACUACUAAUACUACUACUCUUGGAUCUGCUGCUUUGGGUGCUUUACUUACACGUGCGGUGAAGUUACCAGAUGAAUAUCCUAUGCUUCACAAUGUAUUACAUGCGCAUCAAGAGAAGUUACAACGACAAGGUGGUAUAAAUACAUUUCAUACAGAUGAAAUUGUACGAAAUAUAGAAGAUUUUUCUCUUCUUCUUGCUUUUUUACGUAUAUACCGAACUAGUGCUUUUAACAAUACCUCUGUGUAUGAAAAGAUAAUGGAAAAUCUUGUACAGUCUAUGAUUAAAUGGUAUAAAGAGUUAUAUACCACUUCUGUAUCUAAACAUAAAUAUUCACAACAACAACAGAAGCAACUUGAGACUUCAAUGAAAAUGGGACUUUUGUUACUUGGUCUUGAAAUUAGACGAAACUACUUUGGAUUAUAUAGCUCUGCUACUUCUAAUACUUCUACUAGAGAAAAUAAGAAACAAAAAUCGAAUAAAACACGGAAAACGAGUUCUUGUGAUCACAAAAAAUGGUUAGAAGAUAUUACGAAACAACUAUUGGAAGAGGUUGCUAUUUCUGCCACGAACCGCAUCUCAGAGGAGGAAAAUAAACGUGAACUUCACUCACUAACAGAAGCUGUUGUUGAUAUUGCACUUCUUCUUCUAACUUCUACAAUGUCGAAUGAAUUAUCUACACAAACACAAUGUGUACAGAAUUGGGAAAGUUGUAUAAAUCAGACACAAACGGAUGCUGAUACUUACCUUUCUAGUAAAUUAACGGAAGAAUUUAUUAAUAGUAAUUUAUUAAAUAUUCAAACACAUAUUUUUGAUUUAAUAGAUGCUUUACGAUACUUUUCAAUUGCGGACUCUGUCGUACCUCCACUUCUUCGAGAUCGUUUGAGAUGUGGAGUGACAGAUUGUCUACAGAAAGUAUGUGGUAGAGUUAGCUCACGUCCUGAGCUUUUCACAGAUAUUCUUUGUACUCCAGAGAUGGUAAGACGUGUACAAACAUUACCAUCUAGCGAUCUCUGCGAAGCGGUUCAAGCUGCAAUAUUUACAGGAGCAGCACAUUUUUAUCAAUGUGCUAAUGACACCAUUAUUGAUAGCUUACUGCAACAAUUAAAGGUGGGAAAAGAUUUUUCUAAUUACUAUGAGGGUGAAGUGGAUAACAUUACGGGUGGAAGGAAUGAUAUUGAUGAUGAUGAUGAUAAUAAUAAUAAUAAUAAUAGUAAUAAUAGUGAUAAUAACACUAUGAAAAAAAUAUCUAUUCAAUCGAAACGUACAAAAGUAGCAUUUGCACUUUUUUCUGCUGGAUUUGACCCAGAAGCCGUUUUAAGCAGUGGCCUUUGUGUUGGACACAAUACUGUAGAGGCAUUAGAGCUGCUAUAUGCUGCUUCUCUCUUCUCAAGAUCAUUUGCCCUGGCACCAUUGCCAGCGCGUCUUUCUACAUCUCUCAUGACUGAAAGUGCCGCAUUAAUUGAGUCUAUCAUUCGUGCAGGGAAUCGUGUAACGGUAACACCAACAGAACUGCUGGAAGAACCAAAGUCUCUUGGGGAUUUAUUAUCAGAGCAGUUACAACGAGAGCAAAAAAAUACUAUCCAUACUAAAGAUAAUAAUAAUAAUAAUAAUAAUAAUAAUAAUAAUAAUAAUAAUAAUAAUAAUAAUAAUAAUAAUAAUAAUAAUACUAGGGAUGGUGGAAUUAGUAAUAGUAAACACAUUAUUCGAAAAGGUGAGAUUGUGUCUCUUGGUAUGAUUUUACAUUUAUCUCUUACAACUGCAGUAGAACUUCUUGUUAGAGGAGAAGAAAAGCGAUUAACCACACACCUUGUACGACUACUUACUUUACUAGAACGAGAAGGAUCAUAUCAUUACCUUAUAGAUGGGAUGGUAUUGUUAAUAGAUGGUUUUGUGGAACGUUUUCAUAUUGCUGGACAACAUCAAAGUCUAAGGAGAGGAAAUAUAUUAAAUAGUACUUCACCUGAAGUUGAACGUUCACUUACAGAGGUGACCGCACUUUUUGUUCCUCGAGUUGUAGAAGCUGUACAACGUCAAUUAGCAAGAACUAAACGUACAAGUGCUAUGAGUGAUGCAGAGGGAGAAGCAGCCGCUGAACUAUUACAGGAGAUAUUACAUUUUACUGUUUAUGUUACCGCUUGUGGAAUGAAUGCAACAACGGCAAAACAACUUGUAGGAUUACAUGCAAUGGUUGUUAAGAGUCUUGUAUCUGUUGGAAAAGCUGGUAAUGUCUCUUCACUUGCAGAGACUGUAAUGCGAAUGAAUAUUCUAGUUUCUCAUGUAGGAGCUAAACAACGUGAUUUUGGGGUUACACGGCAUCCUACUUCUCUCGGUUUACGAUAUUGUAGUAUUGUUCUUAAUGAUGUAGUGGCUGCUCAUCUUAAGCCUAUUGCUGCAGAUAUUAGACGUGGAAGUAAUAUUGCAGCUACACAAGAACGUUUUCAAGUACUCUCUAUUGUAAGUCUUCUCUAUCGUCUUGUUUCUGAACAUGCUGUAGAAGCAGAACCAACGGAACUUCGAGCUUUUCGAACGGAUGUUCUGGAUCCUGCAUUAACACGUGUUUUACAACAACAAAAUAAUGGAACUAAUCAAAUAGAUGAAGCACUUGAUCUUGCAGCAUUAAGUGAAAUUACAGUUGUCAUGUGUGUUCCUCACACCAUUCAUCAUCUCUCUCAUCAAUUACUUGAUCAACUUGCCACUGCAGUAACUAUAGUAGUACCAAAGGAAUUGAGGUUAAUUACUACUAAAGAUCAACGACGACAUGCAAGUAAGAUAGCUGCACGUCUUCUUGUAUCAGCAGCUGCUGUAUGUCAACUUCGACAAGAGAAACUUACAGAACGAUAUCUUGCAAUUGUUCAUGUACUUGGUCCUUUACUUCUUCCUUCAGAUAUUUCAUCCGUAUUAUGGUCCUUUUCUACUUUUCAUGUUCCUGUUAAUGGACAAGCUGUAGUAACUCUACGUAUACUUUUGGCAAAAGAAGCAGCAUCGUCCAAUUCAACACUUUCUGUACCACAAACCAUGUCAGCUCUACAAGUAUUAUGUGAAUUGGAAGAUACUAGUCGAUUUGAAUAUACAAAAAUAUUACGCCGUAUUAUUCAUUUUGAACACCAAAUGAGUCCAGGAGAAGCUGGAAUCGUUGUUCGUAUAGCAACUAAAUUACAGUUGCUUGGUAAAACUUUACCUCCUGAAGAUUUAGAAUUUUUAUUUAAUAUUCCGACAUUACUUGCAGAUAUAGUAUUACGCAUGCGACAACAAUGUACAGUAUCGGAUGUCCCACUUGUUUUACGAGGAUUUUCUCAGAUAAGUAAAGAACGAUAUGGUGAUUUACAGGAACGUAUAAUGAAAGCAUACAUACUUCGUACUAUUCAGGUAUGUCCAUUUUUAGACUCUAAAGAGGUAGUUGAAUGCCUUGAGAGUUACUCCAUAGCACGUAUAAGUCAUCAAUAUCUCUUUGGGGUUUUAUUAGCUCGAGUAACGGAAGUAAAAUUAAAGUUCUCAUUACCUCUUGCGGUCCGUCUUGUUAUGUGUGGAGUUAAUUCUACAUGGGACAAAACUGUACACACAGCUUGUCUUACUGCUGCUCAACCAGUGUUCCUUGGUCUUGUACGUCAUUUACUUCAAAGUGAUCCAAGUUCACUUCCCUCUGUUGCAAGUAAUGCUGUUGUGGUACUUCAGUGCUUAACGGAAGCAUUCCCUAACGAUCAUAUAAGUGAUCUUGUAUUACAGAAUAUGGCUGCUCAUCAUAAUGCUAUUUCCUUAUCAACAAUGAUGGCAGUAUUACAACUCAUUGAGAAGAAGAGUUCAACAGAAUACAGUAUUCUUCGAUGCUUUACAGAGCAUGCUGCAUCUAAAUUAUUUCCACAGACUUCACACAAAGCAUUUGCAGAACUAACGCGACAAUUUAUUCAAUGCGGUGUGCGAUCUAGGGCUCUAUUUGAUGCAGUGGCUAAACGUUUUAAAGAAAUAAACAAUACUUGUGACUGUAGUGUGCUUGCAACUCUUGCUGAUGCUUUUACUACUGCUCAUGUCGAUUUAGAAGAAGAUGUGAUUAACACACAUAUUAAGCGUACACUAAUCUUGGCAAAGGAGGAACAAAAUAGUUUUGAAUUUUCUUACUGUAUCAGUUUGUUAAACUUUUUCUCACUUCUAGAAAAGAAACAAACCGAACAAGUAACUGUAUUGAUUCUUAAAACUGCUGCCAAAUCUCUAAAAGAAAAUCGUACCUCUCAUAAUAAGAAACUUCAACCCACUAUAACAGACAUUAACACCAUCUUUUCUGCUUCUAUUAAUGUACUACCGCCACAUCAUGGUACUAUUGCAAACCUUUGUGCUGACGCCCUACUUGACGUUAUUGAGGAAGAACGCCAUGAUAACGGGGAUUCUCAGCGGUUUGUUGGCAGUGGUUGGCAUACAGACCUUACUUUAGUAGUCCAGCUCACCAAAAGUAUGGUGCAAUUGGGAUUAGCAAACCAUGCAGCAGCCCACCACCUCUUUGAGGUUUUAUACGAUAAGCGAGGCGCGCUAAUGCGACGUCGUUUGCUUUUGCAAAGCACAACGGAAGCGAUAAAGAGUGCCGGUGAAAAUGCUCAUCCACAGCUUUUUGCUCUUCUUGUAGAAGGAAAACUUUUGGCUUAA